This is a messenger RNA of Pecten maximus, 2156 nucleotides long. RefSeq names its product receptor-type tyrosine-protein phosphatase mu-like. The record is from RefSeq and is a predicted model, not a curated record. Gene Ontology annotation, molecular function: protein tyrosine phosphatase activity. NCBI's taxonomy places the organism in Eukaryota, Metazoa, Mollusca, Bivalvia, Pectinida, Pectinidae. Gene Ontology annotation, biological process: protein dephosphorylation.
UGUAAGGACGGUUAUUACGGAAACCAAUGCCUAUCUCCAUGUCCUGGAUCUUGUGGUGGAAGUAAAGUUUGUAAUAAGGAUACUGGGAAUUGUAUAGACUGCCAAGACGGUUAUUUUGGAGAUAUAUGCCAAUAUCAAUGUCCUGUGUCUUGUGUAAAUAAAGUAUGUGAUAAAGAUACUGGAAAUUGUAUAGACGGAUGUGUUGACGGUAGAUAUGGAGACAGAUGUGAACUGCCUUGUUUGGGAAACUGCACAAGUUGUACUCGGAAUGGAGAACAGUGUUUAGGUUGCAUUGACGGAAUGUUUGGUAGUUCCUGUUCACUGGCAUGUGGUCAGUGUGUUGGCCAGCGAUGUAAUAUAGACACAGGUCACUGUAAAACACCAUGUCAAAUGGGUUGGACUGGUCAACGGUGUGACAUCAAAGUGGAGAAACAGCUAGUAGAUGAAAGCAGCACUGGGGGCACACAUUUUGGAGCCGGAGUCGGAGUCGGUGGCGGUUUAGUUGCUCUCGUCCUGAUUCUGAUCAUAAUAGUAGUUUGCAUAAUCAAACGAAGAUCGGACACACCCGCCGGAACUGCGUCCACACCCUCAGUUGUGUAUGCAGAGCCAAGACCUUCAAUCAACUCAGACGGACACUCGGACGAAACAGGAGAACAUGUCUAUCAUGAACUUCAAGAUGGACUUAUGCCAGAUCAUGUAUACCAUGACCUUCAAAACGAAAAUAAGCCUGAACACGUUUAUAUUAACCUCCAUAAUGAAAAUAGGCCUGAACAAGUCUAUCUUGACCUUCAAAAUGGUAGUAGGCCAGAACAUGUUUAUCUUGAGCUUCAACAUGAAAGUACGUCUAGACGUGUCCAUGGUGACCUUCAAAAUGACAGUAAGUCAGACAGCGAAAAUGUUUACUACAACGACAGACCAGUUGGGUUCCCAGUCAGUAUGCUGAAGACGCUCAAUGCCGAGAAAAUGGAAGAGAAAGAAAAGAAGUUUAUUUCAGAGUUUAAGAUGUUUCCUCUUGGCUCAAUUCAUCCACAUACGAUCGCAGAGAGGAAUAAGCCAAAGAAUAGAUUUGAGGCCAUAUUUCCGUAUGACCAUUCACGAGUAAUACUCAACACAGUCCACGAAGGAAAUAGCUCGGACUAUAUAAAUGCAAACUUCAUCGAUAGUGUUGAGGAAAGGAAUGUCUAUGUUGCAACCCAAGGACCACUCCGAUAUACGAUUGAUGAUUUCUGGAGAAUGGUGUGGACUCUAAACUCUGGGAAAAUAGUGAUGCUUACAAAUCUAGUGGAAAGUCAAAAGACAAAAUGUGAAAAAUAUUGGCCUGACAAAAUGGAUCAAAUGUCAACAAAAACAUUCAACAUCACGUUGAACAGGGAACGAGACUAUGGCUCCCAUAUUGUCAGGAACGUCACACUCAUGGAUCGGAAGUCAAAAGAGAAGCGAGAAAUCCAUCAGUUUCAUUUCACCACCUGGCCGGACCAUGGGACCCCGAACACGUUAGAACUUGUCUUAUUUCAUCGCCGCGUAAUGCUGCACAGAACUACACUGCCCGGCCAAAUGGUGGUUCACUGCAGCGCUGGUAUUGGAAACACAGGGAUGUUUAUCGCCCUUGACGCGCUAUUGGAUUACGGUAAAAAGAAUGGUCGCAUCGACAUCCGCCAUUUUGUAAAUAAGAUGAUGAAGAACAGAUUGAACAUGAUUCAGACAGAGGAACAAUAUGUGGCUCUUCAUGAUAUUCUGGCAGAAGCAUUUGACCUUCAAGAUACACUUAUACCGAAGUCAAUGUUUUCAAACAAGUACCAUGGCCUGAAAAUGACAGCACAACAUCAAAACCGGGCACACCUGAGAGAUGAGUUCAAAUUGAUGUUGGAUCUGAAGCCGGAUUACAAGUUAGAACAGGACUUUGUGGCUUCUACACUUCCUGAAAAUCAAACAAAAAACAGGACAAUGCGAAUAUUGGCAGCGGAUGGAUUCAGAGCGCCGCUAAAAACAUACCCAUCCAACGGAAAUGACUACAUCAAUGCUGUAAUUGCACAAUCUUACACAGGUAGACAGGGGUAUAUAGUCACUCAUUUCCCGCUACCUGACACGAGGACCGACCUUUGGACCCUGGUAUUGGACUACCAAUGUGACACCAUCAUCAUUUUAGGGGAUGAAAA